Molecule: messenger RNA, 5955 nt
Organism: Plasmodium gonderi
Lineage: Eukaryota; Apicomplexa; Aconoidasida; Haemosporida; Plasmodiidae
Exons: 1
Coding region: 1-5955 (1984 amino acids)
Molecular function (GO): RNA binding
Source: RefSeq, a predicted model, not a curated record
AUGAAUAAAAUAACCCUAGCCCAUCAUUACCAUGAUCACAUGUGCCAUUACGUAAACAACAAGCCUCUGAUCCAGGAAGAAUUCCCAUACUUCGACAAAAAAAAGAUGGAUGUCAAUGGUACAGAUGCAGAUAAUGUGAAUACAAAUACAUCAACUGUGGAAAAAGUAAGCAGUUUAAAUUUGUUCAACCGAGUGGACAAAAAUUGCGAUGACCUAAGAAUUAACGAGAAAAUCAAUAAUAUGAACAUAUCCGAUGGUAGAACAAACAAAAUAAAUGUUGACCUAAUCCAAGGGAAUGAGAAUAUUAUGAAUACCAAUUUAUCAAACAGUAGCAGAAAUAAUAGUAUGAACAGUAUGAAUAGUAUAAAAAAAUAUAACUCAAAUAAUAAUACGGUUUAUAAUAAUAAAAAUGGGAUAGGUAAUAAUACUUCAAAUAAUCUCAGCAAGAAUAGCUUUAUCGAGCAAAAUAAAAUUAAUGCAUUGCCUGGUAAGAGGAAAAAGGAUGUUCACAUUAAUGCAGCUAAUAAUAAUGGAGGUAUGACAAAUUACAAAGAAAAUGAAACCACAAAUAAUACCUUUAAUAAAGGAAGUGAUAGCAAUAUCGCAACCAACAUAUGCGAAAAAAACAGUAGAUAUUUUGGAAAUACGAACAAUAAUGAUAGUGGCGCUGGUGCUAACUGUAUUAUACCACUGAACGAGGGAGUGAACUAUUAUGCAGAUGGACGAAAUAACAAAUCACUUCCUAACAUUAGAAGCAGUGCUUAUUGUGAAUUUCAUUACAUGGAUAAUAAUGAUCAUCAUGCUGUAAAUCACGACAAUAUUAAUAAUCAUAUGAACAACAGCGAUAAUAAGAAUAUACACAUGUUGAAUAACCGAAAUUUUGAAAAAAUAGGGGGGGUAAGCCUAGAAGUAGAAGAAAACACUACUUGUGCAAAUGCUUUUAUAAAUAAUUUUAAUGGAGUACAAAAUAGUUUAAGCAAUAAAUUGGAUAUAAAUAGCAUGAAUCUAAUUGUGAAUAAUUCGAAUAAUUUUGAAAAAUAUGAACAGAAACGGCAUAUAUUAUCAUUAGAUAGUAAUACAAGGAGGGAUAUCAAAAGAAAUGGCGAAGAAAUGAAUGAAGAAAAAAAGGGAGAAAUUAAAAAAGGAGAAGAUAGUUUUAUAUCAAAUUGUAGUUUAUCAGAAUAUUAUAGAAAGUCCAAUGUUAAUGUAGAUGUCACUAAUCCCAGCGAUGUGAAGGACAUAAUUGUUGAUGCUCAUAUUUCUUCCGUUCUCUCUGUAUGCAAUAAUGAAAAUACUCGUGAAUACGAAAAGUGCAUUGAGAAUAAUCAUAGCAAGGUUGUCGGAAAGAAGAACUAUGGAAAUAAUGAUGGUAGUGAGAAUGGAUCAAACGAUUGUAACGUUAACAGUAAUGAAGAGCACAAGGAAGAUGUUCUAAAAAUCAACACAAGCUGUAGCCUAAACGAAAAUGAUAAUAACAAUCACAAAAAAAACAAUGUCAAUAGCAACGAUUAUCGAAACGACAAUAGUGGUAUCAAAAACAAUAGAGGAAACAAAAACAAACAUUCCAACAGAAAAAAUGUCAAAAACAAGAAUAAUAGCGCCAACAAAAAUAUAAACAACAAAAGUGAUCAGAAAAUUAUUGCGAAAAACGAUAAAAACGAGACCAGGAUUAAAGACAUACCUACGAACAGUGGAAGUAACACAAAUAUUGCAAACUGUGCAAAUAAUCCGAAUAAGAAAAUUCUGAAAAAUGAUAUAGAAGCGCACCAAAAUAAUCCCCACGCAAAAAGUCACAUGAACAACCUUUCCCUGAAUAAAAAUAAUGUUAGCAACAUAAUAAAUUUGAAUACUCUAAAAAAUUAUGUGAACAAUAAAGGGAAUGCUUUAGACAAUUCUAAUAUGAACAUGUUGGAAAACGAUUGCAUUGGAGAAUAUAUGGAUGAUAUGUUUUUGUUUCACGAAAACGAUAUGGUAUUAGAUGAAAAUUACAUGCUAUUGGAAGAAAAUGAUUAUGGUAUCACCAAGAAUAAAGAAAUGUCUGAGGAAAAGGACUUCACUGGAUUCAACAACACAUUUAAUAUAUUAAAAAAUAACCUGUAUCGCAUUUUCAGUGAUUCAUGUGAUGAGGAGAAUAGUGAUGAAUAUAUGACAGGAAAUUUGAUCAAUGAUAUAGAUAGAAGCAAGGAAAAAUCAAAUGAAAAUAUGAAUUUUUUAAAUAUAAAGAAUGUGCAGAAUGCCAGAGUUACACAGAAGGAUCAUGUGCAUGGAGGAGUUGGACUCAUACAAGGUGAUAUCGCCAAAAAUGAAGUGAUACAGAAUGGUGUUUUGCAGAACGGUAUGAUGAAUUAUUGGGGUCCCGCUCAUCUUUCUUUAUAUGAUGAAGACACAGAAUCAGAAAACAAAUUGGGAAUUAAUAGCAUUCACAGCAUUAACAAUUCAUUAGGAAGCCUCUAUCUUCUAAGCAACACUCCACAUAACAGCAUGCAUAAUGGUCAAUACAUGAACGGCACUGUAGGUAGUACAACGUCAUACGUGAAUGACACAAAGGGAAAUGUAAAUCACAGGAACUACGGAAUAAGUGGUCUGAUAAUUGGCAACAUGGCAAAUGGAUCCGUUACCAAUAAGCUAAAUGGAAGUAGCGUGAACGGAAUGAACGGAAUGAAUAGCGUGCACCAUUCUACUUAUACCUCCAAGAAACAAAAGAAAAACAGUGUGGACAGUAAGGGAGGUAAGAAAUUCGAUAUAAGUUCCCAUCUGAACACCCGAAACAACCGCAACAAUAAUAACUCCGUCAAUGGAAAAGAAAAUUUAGAUUCGCAUAAUUUGAAAAAAGCAGGAAAUGAUAUUAUGUCAAUUGAGAGACCUGUAACACUAAAUAAUUCACAAAUGCUAGAGGCAUUCAUGCAAGGAAGAUUAUGUUUAAGUUGUGAUUCACUUGAUCAUCCAAUGCCAUUGUGCCCGAAUAAUUCAUUUGUUUGUCCGAAUUGUCAUAAUAUUUCUCACAGAGGAAAUGACUGUCCAAUGAAAUGUCGAUUUUGUCUCAAAUAUCAUGUAGGAAUAUCAAUAAUGGAUUGUUUAAAAAAGGCAAGAAUACAAAGUGAAAAAAAUUUAAUGAAUGAAGAAAAAAAUGAAACAAAUAAAACAAAUAAGAAUUUGAAAAAUAAUGAAGAUAGGGUUAAUAUAGGACCAAGAUUUGACAUAAGCACAAGACCUGAUAAUUCAUAUGGUAGAAGUGUAUAUGUGUCAAAUUUGAGCGAAGACAUAACAAAUGUGCAACUGAGAGACACAAUUAAUCAGAACUUGGAUAAUGGAUAUGUAGUAAAUAUUGACCGACAAGAUGGUUAUGCAUUUGUAGAAUUGUCAAAUCUCAAUUCGACAUUUCAAUUGGUACAGAGAUCAAUUAAUAUAAAUUUUAAAAAAUUAAAAAUUCAAUUUAAAAAAACGGGACAAUUUUUAAUACCAGAUAAUUUAUCUAUGAAUCUAAAUAACACACAUGAUUUUAAUUUGAACAAAGGUUCAACACCAGGAAUAGUAGUAGGAAGUUGUAGUUCUGAAACCAUUAUGGAGUCAAAUAAGUUGAAUAAGAACGCCACAAACAGUUCAUCGAGAAAAAACCCAACGAAUGCUAUAUGUAGUAGUAAUAUAACCAGCAUUACCAAUGGGAAUAUUAUGGACACAAAUAACAAGUUGAGACAAAAUGGAAUUAAGAGUGGAAAUAAUAGUUUAAACGAUGUAGCAGUUGUUACACCAAACCUUGUAGGAGAAACGGCCGAUACGAAGGGAAAUAAAUAUUCGUACAAAUCUGGCAACAUGAAACAAUUGAAAUCGCAACAGAUACAGCAAAGAAAGAAUAAGCAAAAGGAAAUUUUUAAGCUUAACAGAGCCAGCCAUAAUAAAAAUAAUUGCGAAGUUGUGGAUAAAAAUUUAAGCGCAAAAACAUUUGUAAGCCAAAAGCAAAACAAAAUUGGAGACGAGAAUAACCAAGAAAAGAGCACACACGUUUAUCACCUUACCGAUGGCUCCUCUGUGGUAGACCAUAGUAGAAAAGGAAAGACAUGCAAGGUGGUUGGAAGCUUGAUUGGAAAUGAAAUUAGUAGCAAACUUGGGAAUAAGCUUGGCAACGAACUUGGACACACAAUUAUGAGCAAUGGAAAACUUCCGCACGAUGGGAAGUCCCCGAAUUUGCCCAAUAACUACCUUUUAAAAGAACACAUUGAUAAUGCAAAGAUUGGGGGAAUAGCCGGAGGGCCAAUACAAAACUACCACAAUUUUAUGUGCAUAAAUAAUGACAAUGCUUUGAGUAAUUAUGUUAAAAAGAACAUGGACACAAAUAGUAUAGCACCACUCCCAGUCCUGUAUAGUAGUAAUAACAAGGAUGCAGAUAAUAUAUUUACAAAUGGUGAUGCUGUGAAUCAUGGAUUAUUGUAUGAUGGAAAUAAAGUACCCACAAAAAAUGUGUUGAACGAAAUGAGUGUAAAUAACCCGGUAAACAAGUACAUGAUAGCAGAGACAAGUAAAACAACAGCAGCAAACACAACCAUUCCAGACAGUAUGCUGAAUACGCAGUUAUUUAAUAACGUGUCUCCUGUGAAGAGAAGUUUGUACAAAUCAGAUGAGAAAAAUAAUGAAUCCUAUUUAGUGGAUACCUGUGUGGUAAGCAGCAGAAAGGGCAUAGAUGAAAACGAAAUAAUGUCCAACAUAAAUGGAGAGAUGACAAGAUGUCUUAACGCUUCUUUGGGAGACAAGAUGUUCAUCAUGAAUGGAAACAUAUCUACAAACGGCUUCAGCGAAAGGGAGGAGAAGGAACAUAAUGACAAUAAGAAUAGUGACAAAACUAUGAAUAGUAGCAACGGUGUAAAUAGUGGCAACAAUAAAAAUACGUCGGAAAGUAGACCAAAUGUAGACUUAAAGUCAAUUGUUGAUAAUGCAAUAGAAAUGAACCAGAGCACGCUAAAUUAUGAUCAGUUCAAUUUUACAAAUGAUUGGGGGAAUGACAAUGACAAUUAUAAUGAUGAUAACGAUAAGGUUGAUAAUGCUUAUAACCUUGAGGGGUCAAAUAUUAUAGGUCCAUACCAGCACUAUGCAAAUUACGCAGGAAUUAGGUGUAGUAAUAACGAAGAGCAGAAAAAAAAAAAUAAUAAUAAUAACAAUAAUAACAGUAAUAACAAUCAUAACAGUAAUAACAAUAAUAACAGUAAUAACAAUCAUAAUAGUAAUAACAACAACAAUAGUAAUAAUAAUAACAAUAGUAAUAAUAAUAACAAUAGUAAUAAUAAUAACAACAAUAAUAAUAAUGAUAAUAAUAACAAUAAUCGAAGUCUUGGACCAUAUGCAAAUUUUGAAACCAAUACAAACAAUGCCAACAUAUGGAAAGAUAGAGAUGGCAGUAUUAACAUUCAUCAUAGUUAUAAGAAACAUUCAUAUAAUAACAUUUGUGACGAUAUGUUUUUUGGGAAUCAUGACAUUUAUGACAUAUUUUCCAGGUUCAAUUCGAUUAACCUUGGUCAUAGCAAUGGCAAUGUCCGGUUUUGCACGGAUCAUCAUAUGGGAGAAAAUGACAAUGAUGUUGCAAACAAUCCUGAAAAUAUUCUUUAUAAUUACCAUCACCACAUAGAGUCAAACGGAAAAAUAAAUACAUGCACAAAUAGUCAAAAUGGGGUGGGGAAGAAAGACGUGGAACAUAAUAUGUCAAAACUUUCAAAUACGUUAAUGGAUGAAGAAAAUAAAAUUAAACUCACAAAUUAUAACUCUGAUAUGAUUCACGAAUUAGACGAUGAUAUGUGUUAUACAAGGGAAGAUUUAGAAUUAUUGGACGAUUCGUAUGUGAACAAUAUGAAAUAUAAAGAGCUUGAUGCAAUUGAAAAGGAUUUGGAGAAGCAUAUUAAAGCACUGUGGAAUAUACGAAAAAUCAAAUUAGUAAAAUCACAUGGUGUUCAGAAUAACGAAUUUGCCUAA